AUGGACAACCAAACAGCAAACCCUGAAGAAUUUUAUAUUUUAGCAUUUUCAUAUCAUGGAGAAAUACAGCCAUAUCUUUUUGUUUUGUUCUUAGCGAUUUACUUGUGUGGACUAAUUGGGAACUUAGCUAUAAUUACAGUGAUCUCUUUAAUUCCCAAUCUACACACUCCCAUGUACUUCUUUCUAUGUAACUUGUCCUUGGUAGACCUUUUCUAUACCACUACCAUUCUCCCUAAAUUGAUGCACAUUUUAAUUACUGGAGAUAAUAAAAUAUCUUUCCUGCACUGCUUCACCCAAAUGUACUUUUAUACGUUUAUGGCUAGCACAGAAAUCAUGUUGUUGUCUCUCAUGGCAUACGAUCGAUAUGUGGCCAUAUGCUACCCAUUACACUAUCAACUGAUCAUGAAUUGGAAAAAAUGUAUUAGACUUGCAAUAGGCAACUGGAUACUUGAAUGUUGCAACUCUUCGUUUUUCGCUGUUUUUGCUUCAACAUUUUCUUUUUGUCAAACUAAAGAAAUCCAUCAUUUCUGCUGUGACACUAAAGCUCUGGGUAAAAUUGCCUGCUCUAACAAAAGUUUUCAAAUAAUGAUCUUUAUAGAAACUUUGCUAUUUGGACCUUUCCCAUUGUUGCUUAGUUUAUCAUCUUAUAUUAAAAUAGUCAGUAGUAUUUUACAAAUUAAGUCCAUUCAGAGUAGACGAAAAGCCUUUUCCACCUGUGGAUCCCACCUCACUGUUCUUCUCAUGUUCUAUAUGAGUGUCUUAUGCACAUACAUGCGACCAACCUUGGAGCACUCAGAGACUCUGGAUCAGAUAUUCUCAGUACUGUAUACUGCUGUGACUCCAAUGUUAAAUCCUAUUAUAUACAGUUUUAGAAAUAAAGAAGUGAAGGAGGCUCUGAAGAAAGUUGUGAGAUUAUAA
This is a messenger RNA of Pelobates fuscus (common spadefoot toad), 918 nucleotides long. Its product is annotated as olfactory receptor-like protein OLF4. Gene Ontology annotation, molecular function: olfactory receptor activity; G protein-coupled receptor activity; odorant binding. The record is from RefSeq and is a predicted model, not a curated record. Gene Ontology annotation, biological process: G protein-coupled receptor signaling pathway. Bases 1 to 918 code for a protein of 305 amino acids. NCBI's taxonomy places the organism in Eukaryota, Metazoa, Chordata, Amphibia, Anura, Pelobatidae. Gene Ontology annotation, cellular component: membrane. The transcript has a single exon.